Colletotrichum abscissum is the source of this 2469-nucleotide messenger RNA. RefSeq lists its product as uncharacterized. Lineage: Eukaryota; Fungi; Ascomycota; Sordariomycetes; Glomerellales; Glomerellaceae. Gene Ontology annotation, cellular component: nucleus. The record is from RefSeq and is a predicted model, not a curated record. Bases 1 to 2469 code for a protein of 822 amino acids. The transcript is spliced from 5 exons.
AUGGAUCCUACGAAGCACAACCAGAUGGCUUCGAUGCAUGGCUCAGACACACGAGCCAGUAUGGAAAAGACGACAAAUCAGGGCUUUCCUCCCCAAAAGACUGCACCAGUGCCAUGGGCAUUGAUGAACUUCUAUGGAAAUGACACUUCACAACCAUGGGUUCCCGCCGGAAUCUUUCCCGACUCUCAUCAAACUCAGCAGUUGAAUGUCUCAGGCGAUCUUCGGCGCCGCAAUCAGGCUCACUUCGGGGGCGGAUGGAGGAGCCCUCUCGCUUCAGAAUGCGGUACCGUACCACAAUACUUGCCUUCAGAUUCUGGUUAUGAGAGUAGGACCAAGCAUAGCGUUGAUAACGCAUCUGUCUUCAACGAUGUGGACCGAAGUCAAGACACUCACAGUAUCUCGGGCCAACUAUUGGACUUUCAACUGGGCCCAACGCCUACCGAGUCUCAUUGGAACCUAGGGGCUACUCCCAUGUCAGUGACACAUCAUGGUGCGGCCGAUAGUAAGCUGGUUUGUGACCACUGCCGUGCUAUCUGCAAGACCAAGUCGGAAUUGAACAAACAUCACCAGCGUCACCAGAAAGCCUUCAAGUGUGAUGUUCAAGGAUGUACCCGUGCAGAGGGGUUUGGCACCCAAAAUGACCUUGAGAGACACAGAGGAAGUGUGCACCCCGAGCUCUUCAACUCGGGUCCGCGAUAUCGCUGCUAUGAAGGACCAUGUUCAACGAAGAACAAGAUAUGGCCGAGAGCCGACAAUUUCAGGCAACACCUGAAGCGGGUGCAUAGUAUCGUUGUGAAUCCCGAGGAUGAUCUUAGCGAAUAUGUUGUCCAAACUACCCAGAGGCCAUUGGGAGAAACGUAUCAACAAAGUACACAAGACGUCCUUGAAGGUGUGGGCGUGGGCUCGGAGGUGUACUACCAGGCUCCUUCUAUGGCCUGGGGCGAUGGUCCAUCGCCAAUGUAUGACGAUGUUCAACUCUCCCCUCAGCAUCCAGGAAAUGGCUUGGAGAUCAACCUCAUCGACCCGUCCUUGACGCAGAUUGGCGGCUCAGCGCGCAACGUCUGUCUUGAAUCAUCCACUGCGGACAAGGCCAUUUCCAACUCCACAUUGCACGAAAAUGAUGGCCAAUCGGUCUGCGACAGCCCUCAAUCUCACCACCAAUAUGUGCAGCCUAGAGAAGUUUCGAAAGCGCCAUCUCCAAGGAUCAUGAUUGGAGAGAGGAGGAGUCAAAGAUCCAAUUUCACUCGCGAAGGCAAUUCCGCGAGCGCUCCUGCCGCCAUGGAGAUGAAUAUCAAUCUCAAUACCAAUGGACCAAGCAGAGCCCGCAACGAGAUUUUCGAGACAUCUCCGAUAGAUCCUUUGGAUUCCGAGGUCACUAGCACUAACUCGAUCCCUUGUGCUUCGGACGAGACUAUUCUUAGGAGCCAACCUGCCAACAAUGAUUCGGCCCAGGGAGAGCAAAUAUUUAAUCAGCCUCUUCCCGCAUCUCCAAACAAGAGUAUGAGUGAACAGGCCAUGCUCGAGUUACUCUCAAAGAUGCCCAAAACCGUCAUUGAGACAUUUAUAAAGACACAGAUGGAAACGCCUCUCCAGAGAUCCACACCGACCACAAACGGCAGUGCUGACGGCCAGCAUCGGUGUUCAGACCCUGCCUGUGAUAAAGUGUUCAACCGCAGGAAGCACAUGAAGCGUCACGAAAAGCCGUAUGGAUGCACAUUUGCCGGUUGCAAGAAGAAGUUCGGCAGCAAAAAUGACUGGAAACGUCACGAGAACAGCCAGCAUUUCCAGCUUGAGGUAUGGAAGUGUUCCGAACAACGGUCUGAAGGUGACAAUGAGAGUUGUGGCAAGGUUUGCCAUCGUCGGGAAACUUUCCGAAGUCAUCUUCAAAAGGAACACAAGAUGGGCGACUCCUCCAAUAUCGAGAAGGUCCUCGAGGAGUGUCGCGUCGGACGAAACGGAGAACCGAAGUUCUGGUGUGGCUUCUGUGUCAAGAUCGUCGACAUCAACAAAAAGGGUGCCACCGCCUGGGCCGAAAGAUUCGAUCAUAUUGACAACCACUACGCUGGACGUGACGGCUUAAUCAAGAAGGACCACUCCCAGUGGGUAGCUGUCGAUCCUGACUCGCCAGACGUCAACGCCACCGGAUCUUCGGACGACUUGAGUGAUGCAGACUCGGCCGAUGACAUUGUAAUCAUGUCUGGCUCACGAAAGUCGACGAUUAAUGGAAGAGGUGUCAACCGUCAGUCAAGAAAGAGAGGCCUGGACGAUGGCGCCGAGCAGCCCGGCCGUAAGCGGAUGAAGACAUUCAUGUGGGAAUGCUGCUCGUGUACAUGGGAGGCAGACCAUAAAGUGCAUUCGGCUUGUGUGAACUGCUCUCACGUGCGUUGUGGUCAAUGCAGUGGGAGGUGGGUUGAGAUUCAGGAAGACAGGGACGCCAACAGCACCGGCGACAGCUCGAACCAGGUGUAG